Molecule: messenger RNA, 1349 nt
Organism: Pogonomyrmex barbatus (red harvester ant)
Lineage: Eukaryota; Metazoa; Arthropoda; Insecta; Hymenoptera; Formicidae
Product: post-GPI attachment to proteins factor 2
Biological process (GO): GPI anchor biosynthetic process
Cellular component (GO): Golgi membrane; endoplasmic reticulum membrane
Source: RefSeq, a predicted model, not a curated record
AUGGUCGCGUUUAGGAAGAUCCGAAGAAAACACUGAGAGGAUCCCGUCGUUAUCCGCUAAUCGAGAUGCCGAAUCAGCUUGUUAACCUUAUCGCGGUGUCAUGCAUGUUAUGACGUAGACAAAAAGAGAGAGAGAUAUAUAUUGCAGCCGAAGAAUUAAAUAUCAUGAGCAAGCUUAGAUUAGGGUCAGAGUAUAUUCCGUUAACGGAGGACGAUAUGAAGGCCCGCGUAAUCGUGCCGUUCUCCAAAGUGGCAUGGUUCACUGUGCUCUUGCCGUUUCUGGCCUUCCUCUUUUGUGUCGCCUGGUCGGUCUUCUUCAACUUCGAGCACUCCACUUCCACGCAUUGUCAGGUGUACAACUUUUUACCAUCCAUCUCGGCGGCGAUCGGCCAUUACAGACCCCAGAGGGAUGUCUGGAAGAUUGCUAUAGCAUUGCAAGCGAUAGUGAGGACUUUAGUAUUUAUGCUAUAUUAUCGUUAUUACAAGGAACAUGUUUACAAAUGGGCGCAGUAUUUAAGUAAUAUCGCACUUGUUAUGUACGCUAUUGAAAAUAUAUCUUUGGUGACACUGAGCUUUUGGACUUCCAAUGAGAAUUAUGCAUUCCACAAGAUGUCCUUCAUAACUUUUUUGAUAACAUCAUUUAUACAUAUGUUCUUAGCGUAUUAUAUUAUGAGAAGUUGCCUGACUGUUGCAAAAGAUUUUAAGGAUGCUUCUUUGAAGUGGAAAUGGAGAUCAAUGAUGUUGAAUGUAUUAUCUAUACUAGUAGCAUGUUACUUCUUUUAUAGGCAUAAUAAAUAUUGCGAGCCUUUAGUAUAUUCAAUGUUCGCUUUAAGCGAAUAUGGAGUUGUACUUUCAAACAUGGGAUACCAUUUAACUGCUGCGUUGGAUUUUGCCACCACGCGUCUUAUAAUAUCAGGAAAUAGAUUUAGAAUUAUAUAAAAUCUUUUAAAUCUCAUACAAUUUUAUGCAUGUGUAUGUAUAUAUAUGUGAUAAUUAUUUCAUAUAUUUCAAUUUUAUUGUAUUUGUACAUAUAUUUGAAAUCUUUAGGUCUUAUAAUUCGAUGUUCCAGUGUAGAAAAUUAUUUAUUAAUUAAUUUACACAGAGACAAAUUGUACUUUUAGAAUUCAAGAGUGCAUAGUAGCUUUUAAUGCCAGAUAUAUUUAUCAAUAUAUUUAUUAAUAUCUAAAGAGAUACAUUUCAUAAGACACUUUAAUGCUUAAGAGCAUAAAAAUUUUGUAUGUAAUUCUUUUGCUAUUAUCUUAUCAUGAGUUAUUUCUUAAAUAUUUAUGAUUAUAAUAACUAAAAUAUUAAUGUACAUAAAAUAGAUAUACAGAUAUAUAUAUAUAUAUA